Drosophila persimilis is the source of this 2456-nucleotide messenger RNA. It is a transcript of the gene Sans, whose product is annotated as Usher syndrome type-1G protein homolog. Gene Ontology annotation, molecular function: protein binding. The record is from RefSeq and is a predicted model, not a curated record. The transcript is spliced from 6 exons. Lineage: Eukaryota; Metazoa; Arthropoda; Insecta; Diptera; Drosophilidae. Bases 115 to 1695 code for a protein of 526 amino acids.
GGGCAGUUCCAAAACCAGCCAGCAAGGUUGACUGAACUUGGUAGUUGGGUCGGUUGUUCGGUUCGAUUAUAGAAGUCCCAUCAGCGGAACAACUGAUUGAUAAGGCAGCCGGGAAUGUCUUCAGACCGGUUUCAUAAAGCCGCCAAAGAUGGGCUGCUGGACGUGCUGUCGGUGGCCACUCGCAAGGACACGAAUGCCAAGGACAGUGACUCCAUGACGCCGGUAAUGUGGGCGGCCUUCGAGGGACGUCUGGAUGCACUUCGCCUGCUCUGUGGGAGAGGCGGUGACCCCGAUAAAUGUGACCAAUUUGGCAACACAGCCCUUCACUUGUCCUCGGCCAAGGGGCAUCUGCAUUGCGUCGACUUUUUGGUCAAAUUUGGGGUAAACAUUUACGCCUUGGACAUCGAUAAGCACAGUGCGAAGGACCUGGCGGCUAUUAACGGACGGGACGAGAUCCUGCGAUACCUGGACGCGGCCACAGCCCAAUUCGAGGCCAAUGAAAAAAAGAAGUCCCGGGCUUUGAGGGAGCUGGCCGAGAAGAACUGCGAGAAACGUGUCCGUGAGUACAUGAAGCGUCAGCAGCAGCGGCAGGACACCGACUACUGUGAUGCCAGUCCUCCAAACGCAACGAGCUACGGCACCAGCAAGCCCAGUAACAUGCUGUCCACGCUCAAGCAGAAGAUCUGGUCCAGCCAGGGCAACCUGAAUAAGACACCACGCGACCCAGCCCCAGCUCCAGCGCCGACAAAGUUCAGUGAUCUGGUGGGCAGCGGGAGCAGCAGCAGUGGUGGCUCCACCAUAGCCAGUCGAGUGGGAACAGUACAAAAGAGGCCCUCGCACUUGCAGAGGCAACACACCAGCGCCUGUCCCCACUCGAAGGUGGCUGGCGACGGAGACGGCGGCUUUAAAGUGCGUGAGUUGGAGCCGGAUGGUAAGCGGACCAUAACCUCGCUGACGGGCCUGCAGCGCGACUCCGAGGUGCUGUACGUGGGAACCUUCAGCUCCACCGAGGAGAGCGUUGGCAAGCGCGGCAAAAUCACGGACGUGUUUGAGGUGGAGUCAAGCAUCGACGAGCCAGACCACAACGAGAACCGAAUAGGCUACAGUUCGGCGCUAUCGCGCUCCUUUUCCCAGCCCGACAUUCUUGGCGAUAGCCCCUUGACGCAGGAGCUGAGCGAGGAUUUGGGUCGCCAGAGACCCGUCGGCCUCUUCGACAGACCCACAAUGCUGGGCAGCAUUGCAUUCAGGCGCUCGGUGACGGCGGCUCUCAGCCAACUGCAGCUGCACACAGACACAAGCUCAACCUCGACAAUGCGCAACGCUGGCGGUAGCAACGGCAACGGCAAUCACGCCAAGGAACGCUCUGGCGGCAACAAGGGGCGCAUGUACCUGAAUCUAUCCGACGACACGGACUCCGAGGGCGGUGGCAACGACAUAUACAGCGAAGAUGAGGACGACGAUCAGGAGGCCAUGUGCAGUGCCCUGCAGCGGUUCCUGGCUGUCUGGGCCUUGGAGGAGUACCUCCCAGUAUUUCAAAAGCAAGAGAUUGACCUGGAAACACUAAUGCUGCUCACAGAGGGGGACAUCAAGUCGCUUGGCCUGCCGCUGGGACCGUUCAGGAAGCUCACCUUUGCCAUCCAGGAGCGACGCAACGCCUUGGCAAAUCCUGGCCCCAUGCUAGACAGUCGCCUCUAGUUCGUAGCGUCUAGUUUUUAUGUAUUCGAAUCUAAUAUAUCAAAUCAAAAAACCAACCGUUCUUAAUUAAAUUAGCAAGAGUUUCAUAGCAGCCAGUUUUCCAGCAUUCAGAGAUUCACCACCUUGACUGUGCUGUGACUCUGCAGGGCUAGAUUCUCUCCGAUCACACUAUCGCAGAACAGCUGAUUUUUGCAAAGUUUUUGUUGUCAUUUUUUCAUUUUAAACUUUGUGAAUCACAUUAAAAGCCGGUACAAAAAGUAAGCCUCCCGGCCAGUGUGCGUCUUCAUAGAUCUCAGGAAAAUAAACUGGAAAAAGAAAAUUUGUUUGAAAUGGAGUACAGCAACGCUCGCAGUUCUCAGGACACUAGCGACUGGCGAGACCUUUCAUUCCACAUGGUUAUCUAUGAGUACUUCGUAAAGAACACGUCGCUUUCGCCGGACCUGGGAACGCUCAUCGGCUACAUACUGUUCUUCGUGAUCACUUGGUAUUUGAUUAUCUGGGCCGCGCGAUUCUUGUUUUCGCUGGUCUGGCCUGUUGUUAUUGUGGUCCUAGUCGUGCUCACAUUCCGCUUCAUUGCCACAUUUGAAGGCUCAGACUUUAUAGACGUGUUUUUCCAGGCCGUAGUAGUGGUUGCAGAUAUGGUAUUGGCAAUCUUGGGUAGAACCUUAGAAUUUGGUUUAAGUUUUUUAAAUUAAAGGUUUAACAGUUAAUGUGUACUAAUAUGUAAAUUUUACAUUGUAAUAUAUAAUAAUGUAAUAUAA